AUGUCGCAGGAGCCUCUCCUUUCCCAGUACCCGACUGAGAAGGUGAUCGACCCCGAGAUGGCCGCUGCCACUGCUGGCGCGCCUCUCGAGGACGACACCAACCUCAAGGUCGGCGACUCCAAGUUUUCCCAGGUCAAGACCCGCGUUGCCGGUCUGUCCAAGCCCAAGAAGUUCCUCAUUGCUGGCGCUGCCGCUUGGGUGACUGCUUCGGUCAUUCGCUCGACUGUCCACCACCACGGACACCACGCCCACGCCCAUGGCCACGGCCACGGCCCCCAUGGCGAGCAGCACCACGGUGUCGAGGGUGGCGACCACUUCUCCCACGGUCCCGAGGACUUUGAGUUUGGCCACCCUCCUCACGGCCACGGUGAGCAUGGCCACCACCACGACCACGACGACGAGUUUGCUCCCCACCACAAGGGCCCCGAGCACCACCACGCUCACCCCGACAAGGAGUCCACUACCGUCGCUGCGGUCUACGAGACGCCUGUUGUUUCUCAAUCCGCCGAUGGAGCUGCGCUCCAGACGGCCAACGCCACCUUCCUCCUCAACCACCGCCGCCCUCUCCACAUCAACUUUAUUGAUGCCCAGAACAGCCGUGUCGUCGUUUCCCGCGCCGAGGGCCAGGAGCAGCCGUACCUCGUCGUCGAGUCGGCUUGGACUGGCGACAACCUCGCCCCCGCCGCUGCCGUCGAGCUCAUCUCGGGCCACAACGACUGGCUCAAUGUGAACGCCACUGCCGAUGCGUCUGGCCACAUUGUCCACAUUGUGCUCCCUGUCGACGCCAAGAGCGUUCCCCCUCUUGCCAUCGCCACCGACGACAAGGUCGCUCUCGAGCUCGCCCCCUCGGCUGCCGAUGUUCGUUUCCGCCGCUUCGCGGUCGAGUCCGCUGGCGACGUCGAGCUCCCGGCCCUCGUGUCCAAGAACGUGCACGUCUCCACCUCGGGCUCCAUCAAGGGCUCGUUCAACGUCUCGCGCGAGAUCACCCUCAAGACUGUCACUGGUGACAUUGACGCCACUGUCCAUGUUGUCCCCGGCCAUCCCAAGGGCCCCAAGCCUCCCAAGGGACCCAAGGAGCCUAAGGAGCCCAAGGACGAGGAGCACGAGCACGAGCACAAGGAGCACGAGCACAAGCACGAGCACGAGCACGCCGAGUUUGAGCACAAGGAGGAGGAGGAGCGCGACCGCAAGCCUUGCGAGGGCAAGCGCCAGCAGGCUCGUUCGUGGGGCUCGUGGUUCCCCUUCAACAUCUUUGGCGGUGACAAGAAGCCUGAGGGUGACAAGCCCGAGCACGGCGACCACCCCCACGGCCCCCCUCCCCCUCCUGUGGGCAUCCGCGCCAUGUCCGUCUCGGGCUCGAUCGACCUGCACAUCCACAAGCCCCCCUUCGUCUCGACCCGCACCUUUGCCAAGUCUGCCACUGGUGACGUCAAGGUCCACGGCCUGCCUUCGUUCCACGGCCACUUUGUCGCUGGCUCCAAGGUCGGCGAGGUCAAGGUCGUUGCUGGCCCCAAGGAGAUCCACACCAUCAAGGACAAGGUCACUGAGAAGGGCCGCUUCGUCGAGGGUUUCGUCCACUUUGCCAACGGCACCUUCCCCCACCCUCCUCACCACAACCACACCGAGGGUGAGCCCGAGCACAAGCGCCCCGAGCACAAGAAGCCCGAGGAGGACGAGGACGACUCCGUGAUGGAGCGUCGCCAGCACCGCGACCACGGCAAGAAGCACCACCACGACGACAACGACGACGCUGACAAGUUCAACUUUGACGACAACGAGGAGCAGGAAGGCGACCGCCCCCCUCCUCCUGGUCCUCCCGGCAAGGGCAAGGGCAAGGGCCGUCGCCCUCCUCCCAAGGGCGAGCACCCCCCUCCUCCUCCCGGCGACGAUGACCACCCCCACCCUCCCCACGGCGACCACCCCCCUCCCCCUCCCGGUGGCGACCACCCGCCUCACAAGGGUCCCAAGGGCCCUGGCGGCCCCCACGGCCCUCCCCACGGUCCUCCCGGCUUCUCCAACGUCGUCGCCUUCACCGAGGUCGGCAACGUCGUCCUCGUGCUCUAA
Molecule: messenger RNA, 2064 nt
Organism: Apiotrichum porosum
Lineage: Eukaryota; Fungi; Basidiomycota; Tremellomycetes; Trichosporonales; Trichosporonaceae
Exons: 2
Coding region: 1-2064 (687 amino acids)
Source: RefSeq, a predicted model, not a curated record